Molecule: messenger RNA, 3273 nt
Organism: Durusdinium trenchii
Lineage: Eukaryota; Dinophyceae; Suessiales; Symbiodiniaceae
Source: the annotation of a GenBank genome assembly
AUGCCUAGGAUUGUGCUCACGGAGGAGGAAGGCAACAAGGCAUUAGAUGCCGCUGGCACCGACCUCAAGUACUUGUUUUCGAGACAUGAGGUGAGCGUCGACAAUCAGAAACUAUUCUAUCAUCAUGGAGCGACAACAUUGGAGAAGCUGUCGAACUUUGCAAAGGACAGGGAAGAUCUUACAGCUGUUCUCAAGCAACGCUGGGAGUUGGAUUCGGAGAGGACAUUGGACGAGAGAGUCCAGAUUGCAGCAAUAGUGUGUGCUUUUGGCAAUGCAAAGACCCGAAGCCAGAGAGCAGCAGAGGUUGAUGCGGAGUACGAUUCUCUGCAGUGGUCACGUCCAGUGGUGGCAGGAGAAUGGGCGGCAAUGAGGUCGGCCUUAGAGAAGCGCUACGGCUACCUCGAAGACAAGAUUUACCCUGCGAAAGAAUAUGUUGAGAAGAAAUUAGCAGAGGUCGAAAGCGGUGAAUACCGUGCUGAGGAGCUCACUGAGAUUGUGUCGAAGGAGGAAAGCGAGCCGGAGACUGUGGUGCCUAUUUGGGACUCUAAGGGCCGUCUGGCCAUGAAGAAAGGCUCGACGAAAGUCCAAGAACCGGCGAACGCCGAAGAACUUCGGAAAAGAUUGACAGUAUGGAAGAACGCCAUGGUCAUGAUCUCACUGGAGCAUUCCAAUCGGCACGAACUUCAGGGCGCAUGGGAGGAAACAGUUGAGCAGUACAAAGACUACCUCUUGGGCGACUAUGUCUAUGGGCUCAGUGCAAAGGAUGCAGAAGGUCAGACAUUCGCAGCACCGCCUUGGAAGUUGGUCAUUGCCUAUGAGAAGGCUAUUCGGAAGCAAGCAGUGAAGAUCACGAACACGGAGGGUAAGCCUCUCACUGUGGCUUUGAAGACGGCCUGGAAGGAUGCAACAGUCAAGGAGCGCAACUUUACUACGUGGACGGCGGAAGCCUUACUCACCUCCUUUGUCAAAGAGUGGUCAGGGGGGGGUGAGGCACUUUUGGAUGGCAACGGCAGCAGGAAGAGAAGGGCAGAAGAGGAUCUUGGCCCCCCGAAGAAGGUGCGAAGAGAAGAGGUUGAGGUUGACCCCAUGAACCCUCCUUUUGCUGGGGGAGACGGACCACCGCGGGCAUGCAGAUGGAAAGGGCUGGAUACCCCCUUUCAUGAUGGCGGAGGGCUGGCGUCACCUGGAAGGUGGCAUCCGAGCAAGAGGAGGAGGCCGGAGGGUGAAGAGUGGUCUUCGUUGGGGCAUGGCAUCCUGCUGGAAGCUGUCAGGGUGCUAGGAAGUGUCAACGAAGUGGAAAAGGAGGCAUUUAGGAUGGCAAGAGGAGGCGACAGCUUUCGGCUUGUGAGAGAUGAGGCAUUCCUGGCGAGGGUCAGGGGUGCGUUGGCUACUAGACUGAAUCUGGUGGUGCAGCUUGAGCCGGAGCCGGGGCAGCCCUUCUUCCUGGACCUCCUGAAGGGGGUGUUGCAACGUGCGGGUGACCCAGACUAUGACUUCCUUGAGCAGGCGAAGACGGGGCUGCCAUUGGGGGUUUUGAACAAGUUGCCUCGCACACCAGAGAUUUUUGAGGAACAGCAGAAGUGGAACCUGGAGGGGGAAGACUGGGGCCUGGCAGUCUGGCAGAAGAGCAAUUACAUCUCGGCGGAAGAGCAUGAGAGAUUUUUGGUGGAGCAUCUUGAACAGGAGGUUGCAGAGGGUCUCAUGGUCAAGAUGUCGGAGGAGGACUUCAUACGAAAGUUCGGAGAUAACCGGGCUGUAGCGGCCCUAGCGGUCUUGGUGGAGGAUGAGAUCACAGGGAAGAGAAGGGUCAUUCACGAUGGGACCCAUGGAGUUAUGGUGAACCACAAGAUUAGACGUCAGGACAAGGUCCGCAUGCCUGGGCCGAGAGAGAAGAGGGCUCUUCUGGAAGGUUAUGAGGAGGAGCGUGCAGUGGUGCUGUCGCUGGUAGGGGACUUCGCGAAGGCUCAUAGGCGCUUCAAGUACAUGGAAGAGGAGCAGGGCUUCUUGGCGUGCAAGGCCUCCACACAUUCCAAGGUUGUGUAUGUGAACCAGGUUGGCACCUUUGGGAUUGCUUCGACCCCGUACUGGUGGGCUCGGUUGAGCGCAGCCUUGAUGAGGGCUGUGUACUGGAUCCUGGGGGAGGCUUUCCCGAAUGACAUGUUGCUCUAUGCGGACGACUUGGAGGUGUUGGCAGUUGGGCGAGUUGGGAGGAUUGGUGGUGUCCUUGCAUACGCCACGAUGGCGGCUUUUGGGGCGCCCUUCAAGUGGGCAAAACAGAGAGGGGGCCUGGUCACAGAGUGGAUUGGGCUGACAACAGAUUAUAGUGCCUAUGCCAUGGGGCUUUCACAGAGGCGCACAGAGUGGCUAGUUGGCUGGAUUGCCUCCCUUCGUGAGAGAAAGGAGGUCUCCAGCCGGGAGUUCUCAGCCGGGCUAGGACGGCUGGGUUUUUCGGCAUUGGCACUCCCCUGGGAGAAACCGCUGCUGGGCCCCUUGUACGCCUGGGCGGCAGCAAUCCAAUCGAACAGGGGGACUAUGACGAUACCUUGGGCAAUACAGUUCAUUCUGGAUUGGAUCUCACAAAGGUUGCAGUCAGGUGGACGGUUGGAGGAGGUUCGAAAGCCCAAGGAGACAGGAAGAGCUCCUGUGAGGAUAUGGACAGACGCCAAGGCGACCGAGCAAGAGGCGUGGAUAGGAGGAUGGCUGGAGGAGAGUUCUUGUAGCAGAGAGUGCAGGUGGUUCUCCCUGAAGGUCACUGAGGUCAGCGCACCCUGGCUGUAUUACCGGGGGCGGAAUCCAAAACGUGUCAUAGCUGCACUGGAACUUCUAGCCACGUUGGUUGCGUUGAAGCUUUGGUUGAGAGAGGCCGGAGAUUCUGCAGAAGUCCUUGCCGAAGCCUUCACUGACAAUCGGGGGAAUUCUUUUAUUCUCAAGAAAGGAUUGUCAACCAAAUAUCCCAUCACUUUGUUGGUGAUAGAGGUUGCAGAGACAUUGAGGAGGUUGGACGCAUAUGCAUCAUUGACCUGGGUGCGCAGAGACGGCAAUGUUCUGGCUGAUGCCCUGACCAAUGAGGAUUACAGUGCAUUCGAUCCAAGUCGGAGAGAAACUGUCGUAGAAGGAGAGCUUCGAUGGUAUGUGAUGGGAAGCCUCAUUCAGAGGAGGGAACAGCUUUUCGACGAGAUCAAGAGGCACAAGGAGAUGAAGAGAGAGGCCAAGACAGCAACCGGGCAGUCCAAAAGGAAGGCGAAGAAAUUCUUCGACAAGUGGAAAUCCUGA